AUGGCUGAAAACCGCUUGGUUUCUUUCUCACUCCUAUUUCUUGCCGCCGCCGCCGCCGUCGUCUUAUGCAACGGCCAAGCUCACGGAUCCGACAUCUGCGACAAAGCCGACUACGCGCGCCUCUGUCGGUUCGCAGUGAAAGGGUCGAACGACCCAAGAGUUGCCCUUAAGAACACCAUCGAAGUGCUCAUGUCUCAAACCGAAAGCGCCAAAGCGUCGAGUCAGAGGCUGGGGAACUCGCAGUUCAUAGCGGUGUGCACCGAGAACUUUGACUCCGCCAUCGACGACCUGGUGAGAAGCCUCCAGUAUUUGGAGAGCAAUGACAAGGCGAGCCUUCAGUCCAGCCUGACGGGGUCGCUGUCUUUCUAUGUGACGUGCAAAGAUACGUUGGCGGAAGGGGGAGAUGGGGUCAUGAAGUUGGCUUCAAAUCUGUUGAUAAAAGAUGAUAUGCUGCAACGUAUGGGUGCCAAUUCUUUGUAUUUGGCUUCUUUGUUGAGAUGA
Molecule: messenger RNA, 501 nt
Organism: Cucurbita pepo subsp. pepo (vegetable marrow)
Lineage: Eukaryota; Viridiplantae; Streptophyta; Magnoliopsida; Cucurbitales; Cucurbitaceae
Molecular function (GO): enzyme inhibitor activity
Source: RefSeq, a predicted model, not a curated record